Messenger RNA from Zootoca vivipara (common lizard), 6994 nucleotides. RefSeq names its product ubiquitin specific peptidase 45 (gene USP45). NCBI's taxonomy places the organism in Eukaryota, Metazoa, Chordata, Lepidosauria, Squamata, Lacertidae. Gene Ontology annotation, biological process: protein deubiquitination. Gene Ontology annotation, molecular function: cysteine-type deubiquitinase activity; zinc ion binding. The record is from RefSeq and is a predicted model, not a curated record.
UCCUGCGCAAUUCGUAGCCUAGGACGUGACGCCUGCUCCUUUAACGAUGGAGGAGAAUAAAAGCCGCUGUGCACAUUGAGCGCGAUGAUGGCUUGCCUUCCCGGUGCAAACAGCCGCACCCGUUUUCAAGGGAGUCAGGACCGAGGCCUCUCCAAACACGUGGGCACCAGCAAUUUCAACAGGGGUUGACAUCGAUGUAAAUACAGACGGCUCCCUAUCGGCGAUGCGGCAGCUCCGGCUGGUGUUUACAAAGCGGAGCGGACCCCUCCAACACACAAUCCCGCCCCAUUCAUCCGCCCCGACUCUCGCUUAGCCGCUCUCGGGGCGGGACGGGCAGCCCAGGCGAGCGAGUGAGCGAGCGAGCGAAGCGGCCUUCGCCGAAGCUCGGCUUCCUUUGCCGCUUCCUGCUCCUCCUCCUCCUCGGCUUCUGCUGCCGCAGCUCCAGACUGCAACCUGCGAGGGCGAAGCCCGUCGCCCAGCGUGCAGAUAACAGAUGCGGGUAAAAGAUCCAUCAAGGGCUAUCCCUGUCAAAACCAAGUCACACACAAAGUCAAGUCAGCAUCAAGAUGAUGAUUCUUCAGAUGAUAUCACAGGUCUGACAUGCCAGCAUGUAAGCCAGGCAGUGGAUGUGCAUAAUGUGAAGAGAGCAGUAGCUCAAAAUGUCUGGUCAAUAUGUUCAGAGUGCUUAAAAGAAAGAAGAAUAUGUGACGGUGAGCCAGUAAUGCCUUCUGACAUAUGGCUGUGCCUCAAAUGUGGUACUCAGGGCUGCAGUCAAAACUCAGAAGGCCAGCAUUCACUUAAGCAUUUCCAGAAUGCACUAGGAGAGCCUCAUUGCAUUGUAAUCAACCUCAGCACAUGGAUCGUAUGGUGUUAUGAAUGUAAUGAAGAGCUAUCAACACACUGUAACAAGAAGGCUUUGGCACAGAUAGUUGACUUCCUCCAAAGACAUGUUACUAGAAAUGAAUCAAGUUCAUCAUCAAAAAUAAUAUGGUUACAUGAAGAAAACAAUGAAGCAAGUGACAUAUUAAAGGGCAAAGGCAUCAGCUCUAGUUGGGCAUCAGUUCCAGUUAAAGGCAUUAAUAACCUAGGGAACACCUGCUUCUUUAAUGCUGUCAUGCAGAACAUGACACAGACACACUUGUUAAAUGAACUAAUGUGUGAAGUUAAAGAAAAGGGGACAAAGCUUAAAAUUGGUCAGAGUCCUGCAUCUCAACUGGAACCUUUGGUAGUGAACCUCUCAAGUCCUGGGCCACUGACUUCAGCGAUGUUCCUGUUCCUUCACAGCAUGAAAGAAACUGGAAAAGGGCCUCUUUCUCCCAAAGUUCUUUUCAGCCAGCUCUGUCUAAAGGCUCCUCGCUUUAAGGGGUUUCAACAGCAGGACAGCCAAGAAGUUCUCCACUAUUUGCUGGAUGCAAUGAGAAUAGAAGAGACAAAGCGCAUACAAGCUGCAAUCUUAAAAGCAUUCAAUAAUCCAACCACUAAAACUGCAGACGAAGAGACAAAAAGGAAAGUCAAAGCAUAUGGAAGAGAGGGUGUGAAGAUGAACUUCAUAGAUAGGAUCUUUGUUGGUGAAUUGACUAGCACUAUCAUGUGUGAGGAAUGUGAAAAUAUUUCCACAGUAAAGGAACCUUUCAUUGAUCUUUCACUUCCUAUAAUAGAAGAGAGGAUCUCAAAACCUGUUCCUUUUGGGAGGACAAGCAGAGGUAAACAUAUCCAAGAAACAGAUGCUGAGUACAACUGUUCUGUUACUGCUCUGAAUAAUCAACAAUCUAAACUAUCUAGAAAGCAUUUGUUAACAAAAGAUAAGAACCAAGAAAAUCAUGAAAGAAGAUUUGCCAAAAAAUCCUCCUCUGCUGAAGAAGAAACAAGACAUUUUAUCAUGCACAAAAAAGUCCGAAACACUAAAGGUGAAGGAAGAUCUGCUGUUCCAUAUACAGGAGACAGCAGUUCGGUAAUAGAAUCUGCAGCAAAUGGAAGUCAGACUGAAGGCAGUGAAAAAGAAGCAAGUCAUUCUGAAAGUAGCAUUGGUGCAGACAGUGAGGCCUCUGAAAGCGAAAGUCAUUCUAAGCAAACUGCUUCCAACAGAGCUUGUAGCACACCUGGCUUGUGCAUUGAUGAGCAUAAACAUUUAUCUGCAAGCAUUAAAUCACAGUGUAACAAAUCAAGUGAUGGCAGUACAGAGGGACUUACUACUGGCUUAUCAAACCUCUGCUUGGGUAGUGGUGUCAGUGAGACUGAAGGGACUCUCAGUAGAGAUCAGCUGUCAAGUCUGUCCAACAACGUUUCAGCAGAGAACCCCCCAUUACUGCAAAACCCUCAAAAUGCUUUCCAGACUCUUUCUCAAUGUUACAUAACUAGUUCUAAAGAAUGUUCAGUCCAGUCAUGCCUCUACCAGUUUACAUAUGUGGAGCUCUUAAUGGGAAACAACAAACUUUUGUGUGAGAACUGUACGGAACGGAAACAGAAGCACCAGAAGAAAGCAAAUUUCACAGAAAAGAAAAUAGAAGGUAUAUAUACAAAUGCCAGGAAGCAGCUGUUGAUUUCUUCAGUUCCUGCUGUUCUUGUUCUCCAUCUGAAAAGAUUUCAUCAGGCUGGUAUGAGUCUAAGGAAAGUAAACCGUCACGUGGAUUUCCCUCUUGUUUUGGACUUGGCUCCAUUUUGUUCUGCUUCUUGCAAGAAUGUGGCAGAUGGUGGGAAAGUUCUCUACUCUCUUUAUGGAAUAGUGGAGCAUAGUGGGUCCAUGCGAGGAGGUCACUAUGCAGCAUAUGUGAAAGUCAGAGCACCAUCCAAAAAGAUUUUGGAGCACAUUUCUAGCAACAGAAAUGUUCAAGGUUUGAAAGACUCUGUAGGAGCCACUGUAGGACAAUGGGUAUAUGUCAGUGAUACCCAUGUACAAGCAGUUACAGAAUCAAGAGUAUUAAAUUCACAAGCAUACUUGCUUUUCUAUGAAAGAAUACUGUAGCUGUAAUCAAUACUGAAAGUCUAAAUAAGUUAUUUUUCUGUUUUCUUAAAUGCAGUACAUGUAAAUAUUGUGCUUUUAUCUGUUCUCUAAUACAAAAAUUACCAUGAUUUCUUACUUUAAAAACCAUGCCUUGCAUUCUAAGAAGCUGGUGCAUGCACAAAACACCUAGAUACACACAUAAGUAGGGUAUCUUACUAUGCUGAUUGGCAGCUGCCCAUCAAACAGCAGAGGAUGCAGUUUUAGCACCCUGUGUUGGUGCUUUUGGAAGGGGCAUGUGGAGCUGCCACCAGAGUGGAGGAACAGAAAAUCACCUCAUGUGUAAGUGGGAAUAACUUCAUGUUUCUCUGAAUAUAAGUCCACAUGCUCAUUAUCUAAAUCCCCAAAAUGCAUCUGAAACAAUGUACUUGGAAACUGAAUACUGUAGUGAAAUUUCAAUUCCGGAUGAGCAAAAUUUUAAAAAAACAUGAAUUGAGAAAUGAACUGGAGUUCUGCCUGAGUUUUCCUUAAUACAGAAGUAGGGUUGCAGCUCACAUAAGCAGUCUCUUUCUCUACCUUUCUCUUGCAAUAAGGGGAGGCAGAGGACUGUAUAGCAGAGACUAGAGCAAAAUUCUUCCACCUGAUUUUGGUGAUUUCCCCCCUCCCACUGCAAGCUAGUAUAACACAACCCUCACUGUGCAGCCCUCUCCUUUGGAGAAGGCUUUUUCGGGGCAGUACAGGAGGGACUGGGGAAGAGAGAGAGUGUGAUUGCACAGGCUUUCUGUUUGUGCAACCAUUAGAGUUAGUUUGUGCCAUUCACUAAUCAUGUUUGAAUAGCAUAUCUGAAACCUGACGUUCCUUUAAAACAUUGCUGUAGUUUGUUAAGUUGCAAGCUCAACAAUUGAGUUCUACUCUGUUGUGUAUGCUUUAGUUGAGAUUACUGCAUUGCAGGAGGCUGGAGAUGACCCUUGGGGUCCCUUCCAACUUUAAAAUUCUGUGAUUCUGUCAAUUCCUAUAUUCAAAAAAGGCACGUUGCAGUUCUUCUAGAACUGAAUCUCUUCUGAAUGCUUGUUGAGUUCUAUAUGCAGAAAGUUGAGUACAUCAGGGAGUAGAUUAGAACAGAGCCUUUCUACCUUAUGUGCUUCCUUUUCACAUUCAAAGAGUGCUUGAGAUGGGAGUGUAUUCAGAUAUGCACCAUGACUAUAGUCACUACAGUAUGCUACUUUUUCAGAACAUUUGACUUUGCUUAUAGAUAUCCAAAUAUACUUUCUAGUCGUACAUUAUGUUCUCUGCCAUUUAUAUCUGCAAAGCAUCGUAUAGUCAAGCAUGCUGAUUUACUGCACACCCAACAUUUUAGGGUGGUGACUGGAUACCCUAUAAUAAUUAUACAUUUUCUUAGUUUUUGUGAUUUACACAUUACAUAUAUACACUACUGACUGUACUCAAUUUAUUUUCUAUUAAAUAUGGGGGUGGGGGUAUAUUGCUGUCUCUUACAAAGGAUCAGGUCUGCUGUUUAUUACUGUCCUCAAUAAUAUGGAUUUAUGCAUAUUAUUUCUAUUGUACAGAGGACAGUGGGACUAGUUCCGCAUGUGAAAUGCAUAUUUUUAAACUUCUUUUUUUACCUGUGCACCACAUGCUCUACUUUUAGGACUUGGAGAAUUUUAAAGAAAUAUUAUUAUCUCUUUGUGGAUACUCCUUUUCAGCUUCAGGACAAUCCAAGUUUCUCCUGUGCACUGAACCACACAUAUUAGGAUACUCUUUAAAUUGUAGCCAUUGGGUUCCAGCCAGUUAUGUGUCUUAGCCGAUGGUAAGGCUUCCAUCAGUGGAAUGGGGAGGAAAGCAGAGCAUAGUUAAGGGAAGUAAGGGGCUGCGAGAGGGAGGAAGAAUCAUGAGAAAUUGCUUCCCUCCCUUUCCAGUCACAGCAGCUUUGCUUACCAGCAGAGCAACCAUGUUGGAUAUAACCCACUGCCUGCUAAAAACAAGAGAGUCAAUUUAACAAGCUGUAUAAUGGGACAGCAGUGCGUGUGUCAUGCACAUGCGUAUCUAUCUCUGAGUAGUUUCAUGCAGAAUACACCCAGAAUGUCUCCAUACCCACCUCACUAAUUCCAACUUUAAUGAUAAUUUAUUGAUAUUAUGUUAUAACCCCAGCACUGGAGAGAGAGUUGUUGUGACCUGUAGUAAUCCAUGAUGAUCCACAUUUAAUCUGAUAAUUUAAAGUAAAUUAAUCAGUUUCAGUGUGAUCAUUUCCAGAUUACGUAUCUAUACCAACAAAUCCAACACUCACCCAUGCACAUUUAGAGCAAUGUAGCUUACUCAGAUGUACCUUUUUAUGCACAAUCAUAUUCAGAAUUUAUUUUAAAUGCCACAUUCCAGCACUUUGGGGAUAAGACAUGAAGACUCAAGUGCAUACAGGAAUUUGCUAUCUGUUUCUACACGGGUUAAAACCCCAUACACUGAAAAGAAAUGGUACCUAUUCAUUGGUACGGGAGUUCUGAAGAAUGCAUACACAAGCUCUGGAAUGUGAUUUAUAUUUUGGUUUCUACAUCAAAUAAAGACAUUAUAUUUAAGAAUUUCUAAAAAAGCAUCCUUUAAAAUUCACACAAUUUAAAGCUAAAUUCUGUCAAAUUAAAAGGGAGUUAACUACACUUUUAAAAUGCUCACAUUAAAAUCAGUGGGCUUUAAAUGGCUGGCUCAUGAUAGCAAAUGAACAGUGUAUGGGUUCUGCUCAUGCUGUUGUUGUUGUUUAGUCGUUUAGUCGUGUCCGACUCUUCGUGACCCCCAUGGACCAUAGCACGCCAGGCACUCCUGUCUUGCACUGCCUCCCGCAGUUUGGUCAAACUCAUGUUCGUAGCUUCGAGAACACUGUCCAACCAUCUUGUCCUCUGUCGUCCCCUUCUCCUAGUGCCCUCAAUCUUUCCCAACAUCAGGGUCUUUUCCAAGGAUUCUUCUCUUCUCAUGAGGUGGCCAAAGUCUGCUCAUGCUACAAAAGCCUAAUUAGCUUUCUACUUCUGGAGGUAUCUUGGUUGAGUGGUUUUCUGUGAUUUUUGAAAAAAAGGAUCUCUGCCUGUAUCUCCCUUGCAAUCUCCUUGUACUACCUCAGGUUUUCACCUCUUGUAUUUAUAUUCAGCCCUAGAAUUAGAAUUCAGUAUCCCAAUAACAGAGACACCAUCACUUUUUCUCUCUUUGCUUUUCCCCAUGCGUUUCAACCUUUUCAGCCUUUUGAAAUGGCUCCCGACCUUCGACUUCUUUUUCUUUAUACUAGCAUGCCCAUGUUAGUGUGGUUGUGGUUCAGACUGAAAGCAGUCCUCUGACUAUAAAACACUUCCUCAGAUAAGGAGGAAUCAUAGAAGGAAAUCUGAUAUGAUCACUACUGUAGUAUGGUAACUGAGCAGUGCAAGUGGCACCAUCUUCUGGCUUAAUCUUGGAACUGCACACUGUAAAACCUGGAUCUAUUGGAAUUUAGGCUACAAAGUACAGUAUCAGGCCAGUACUUCCUAAGGCAGGGGUGUUCGCUUACCAACACAAGAGUCUCUGUGAGUUUUAUGUUUAAGGCACAGUGAAAACUUGAUUUGCCUGUUGGGAACAGCCGUGUGUUGAAAAGAAGUCUAGAAUUUCAAAAUACUUAAUUUCAAAAUGAAAUAUUUUAAAUUUUUCCUCAAUGGUUUACAUAUGAUAGAUUAAACCAGGGAACUUUGUGAGGCAGAUGAUACUUAGAAUAAAUUUAGAAUGCACUAUAACAGAUUUUCUACUCCUUAAUAUUUCAGUAUACUAGUAAACUGGGAUUAUAUUAAAACAAUAUUUAGGCCAAUAAUAUAUUGCAGAGGAUACUUGUGUAAUGAUGAGCAAAGAGAAAUGCAAGCAUAAUUUACUUUGUAUGUGCAAUAAAUGAACCUAUUACUGUAUUUUUACGUAUUUUAUGUAUAAAAUGUAUAGAGAAUGUUCAACAGGAAUAUGUAUUUAAUUAAACAGAGGCAAAAUAUGAAAAUGUCUGUUAAAUAUAUACCAUUGGGAUACAAAAACACUUGUUUAUUUUUGAUUGUCAAAAUAAAACAUAAA